AUGUCUCCUACCACGAAUGGUGUUAACGGCACCAGCUCGGCCGGUGGUCUGUCAGCUAACGACAACAUCACCCGGUUCGGAGCUCCCAGCCGACCUCUGAGCCCCCUCCCCGAGCACGCUCUCUUCAGCGACAAGACGAGAUGUCUGGUCUACGGUCUGCAGCCCAAGGCUGUCCAGGGCAUGCUCGACUUCGACUUCAUCUGCAAGCGCACCACCCCCUCGGUCGCUGGCAUCAUCUACACAUUCGGUGGUCAGUUCGUCAGCAAGAUGUACUGGGGAACCAGCGAGACCCUCCUGCCCGUCUACCAGCAGGUCGAGAAGGCCGUGGAGAAGCACCCUGACGUUGAUGUCGUCGUCAACUUUGCUUCCUCGCGAAGUGUCUACAGCUCUACCAUGGAGCUGAUGAACUACCCUCAAAUCAAGACCAUUGCCAUCAUUGCUGAGGGUGUGCCCGAGCGACGUGCGCGUGAGAUCGCCCAUGUUGCCCGCAAGAAGGGUGUCCAGAUCAUUGGACCUGCCACCGUCGGUGGUAUCAAGCCUGGCAGCUUCAAGAUCGGCAACACUGGUGGUAUGAUGGACAACAUUGUUGCCUCCAAGCUCUACCGCAAGGGCUCCGUUGGUUACGUCUCCAAGUCUGGUGGUAUGUCCAACGAGCUGAACAACAUCAUCUCGCAAAACACCGACGGUGUCUACGAGGGUAUCGCCAUCGGUGGUGACAGAUACCCCGGUACCACCUUCAUUGACCACAUGCUCCGAUACCAGGCCGACCCCUCGUGCAAGAUCUUGGUCUUGCUUGGUGAGGUUGGUGGUGUUGAGGAGUACAAGGUCAUUGAGGCCGUCAAGCAGGGCGUCAUCACCAAGCCCAUCGUUGCGUGGGCCAUUGGUACUUGCGCCAGCAUGUUCAAGACAGAGGUUCAGUUCGGUCACGCCGGUUCGUUCGCCAACUCCCAGCUUGAGACUGCCGCCAUGAAGAACAAGAAGAUGAAGGAGGCCGGCAUCCACGUCCCGGACACCUUCGAGGAGCUCCCCGGCGUCCUCAAGCAGGUGUACGACAAGCUCGUUCAGCAGAAGGUCAUUGUUCCCGAGCGUGAGCCCGUGGUCCCCAAGAUCCCCAUGGACUACUCGUGGGCCCAGGAGCUCGGUCUCAUCCGAAAGCCUGCUGCCUUCAUUUCCACCAUCUCCGAUGACCGUGGCCAGGAGCUCCUGUACGCCGGUAUGCCCAUCUCGGAUGUCUUCAAGGAGGAGAUCGGUAUCGGUGGUGUCAUGUCUCUGCUUUGGUUCCGUCGUCGCCUGCCCGACUACGCCUCCAAGUUCUUGGAAAUGGUUCUCAUGCUCACUGCCGACCACGGUCCCGCCGUGUCUGGUGCCAUGAACACCAUCAUCACCACCCGUGCCGGCAAGGACCUGAUCAGCUCCCUCGUUGCCGGUCUGCUGACCAUCGGUUCUCGUUUCGGUGGUGCCCUUGACGGUGCCGCCCAGGAGUUCGCCCAGGCUGCCGACAAGGGUCUGAGCCCUCGUGAGUUUGUCGACACCAUGCGCAAGCAGAAUAAGCUCAUCCCCGGUAUUGGUCACCGUAUCAAGUCGAGGAACAACCCCGAUCUGCGUGUCGAGCUUGUCAAGGAGUACGUCUUGGCCAAGUUCCCCAGCCACAAGCUCCUCGACUACGCUCUGGCCGUCGAGACCGUCACCACCUCCAAGAAGGACAACCUGAUCCUGAACGUCGAUGGUUGCAUUGCCGUGUGCUUCGUUGAUCUCAUGCGCAACUGCGGUGCUUUCAGCCCCGAGGAGGCUGAGGACUACAUGAACAUGGGUGUCCUGAACGGUCUGUUCGUGCUGGGCCGAUCCAUUGGUCUGAUUGCCCACUACCUCGACCAGAAGAGACUGCGCACUGGUCUGUACAGACAUCCUUGGGAUGACAUCACCUACCUGCUGCCCACCCUCGGCGCCCCCGGCCCCGUCGGUGAGGGCAGAGUCGAGGUCUCGGUCAAAUAA
Molecule: messenger RNA, 1992 nt
Organism: Neoarthrinium moseri
Lineage: Eukaryota; Fungi; Ascomycota; Sordariomycetes; Amphisphaeriales; Apiosporaceae
Exons: 2
Coding region: 1-1992 (663 amino acids)
Biological process (GO): fatty acid biosynthetic process; tricarboxylic acid cycle; acetyl-CoA biosynthetic process
Cellular component (GO): cytosol
Molecular function (GO): ATP citrate synthase activity
Source: RefSeq, a predicted model, not a curated record